Messenger RNA from Tripterygium wilfordii, 1444 nucleotides. RefSeq names its product vesicle-associated membrane protein 724. Gene Ontology annotation, biological process: vesicle-mediated transport. The record is from RefSeq and is a predicted model, not a curated record. The coding region runs from base 148 to 813 and encodes 221 amino acids. Gene Ontology annotation, cellular component: membrane. The transcript is spliced from 5 exons. Lineage: Eukaryota; Viridiplantae; Streptophyta; Magnoliopsida; Celastrales; Celastraceae.
AAUUAAAAAAUUGAAAGAAAAAAAAAGAGAGUCUAGAAUGUUGUAACGAGGAGCAGCGGAAACUCGUUUGUCAGCUCUCUUCUGUCUCUUGAAUCGGAUUGGACUCAGUAGGGUGGGCGGGGGUUGCAGUUGCAGCAAGCCACUCAAAUGAGUCAGGAAUCGUUCAUAUACAGUUUCGUGGCUCGAGGGACCAUGAUCUUGGCUGAAUACACCGAGUUCACCGGCAACUUUCCGGCGAUCGCGGCUCAGUGCCUGCAAAAACUCCCUUCCUCCAACAACAAGUUCACCUACAACUGUGACCACCACACCUUCAAUUUCCUUGUUGAAGAUGGUUACGCCUACUGUGGUGUUGCCAAAGAAUCUGUUAGCAAGCAGAUCUCAAUCGCAUUUUUGGAGCGUAUGAAAACAGAUUUUAAAAAGAGAUAUGGUGGUGGUAGAGCAGACACAGCUAUGGCCAAAAGUCUUAACAAGGAGUUUGGGCCAAUUAUGAAAGAGCACAUGAAGUAUAUCAUUGACCAUGCUGAAGAGAUCGAAAAGCUAUUAAAAGUGAAAGCUCAAGUUUCAGAAGUUAAGAGUAUCAUGUUGGAAAAUAUUGACAAGGCAAUUGAUAGAGGGGAGAACCUAACCAUUCUGGCUGACAAGACUGAGAAUCUGCGCUCACAGGGUCAGGAAUACAAGAAGCAAGGGACGCAAGUCCGACGUAAGAUGUGGUACCAGAACAUGAAGAUCAAAUUGGUUGUUUUCGGAAUCUUACUGCUUCUCGUCCUAGUAAUCUGGCUUUCUAUUUGCCAUGGAUUUGAUUGCACCAACUGACAAUUUUCUGCACAAGUGCACAUAAGAGAAAUCACAGUUUCUAGACAGCAGAAAUUCUUCAAAGCUUGUGCUACUAGGGGAGUUUUUUUCUUUUUUCUUCGAAAAAAUUAUAAAGGGGUUUUGGUCUUUUAGAUGUAUGGCUUUCUAGCUUCUUUCUAGUUUUGCAUUGUGAGAUUCUAGAGCUGUGAAAAACUGAAGCUCAGAGAGCGUGCCGGAAGGAUCAGCACGCUCCGACUGCCACAUCAAAAUCCAGCCGAAACCGGAGCCGGUAAGGCUUCACCCAUUCUGCAGUUGCGAAGAGGAUAUGGCCUUGAUGAUCCCUGCCCAUCAUUGCUGUACAAGAAAAAUAAGCUCAUGUGGGGUGAUUCACAAAUCACAAGCCUCCAGACUUUAUUUCUGGCCAUCACAUAAGAUCCAUCGCUACAAGAGUGAAGAGCUGAAAUGGGCUUUGUCAUGGGCUUGGGCUUGUGCUUGGGCUUGGGUUUGGGCUUGUGCUUGGGCUUGGGUUUGGGCUUGAGUUACCCUUAUUAUUACUUUUUUGGAUUGGACUUGGACAUGAUUGGUUUUUUUUUUUUUUAUAACUUAUAUGAAGUUUGGUUGGAGUUCUAACUUAUAUGAUACAGUACUUUAA